CGAGCCAUGAUAUUGUUUUUCGUUGCAUCUGCUGCUGAAUCCAUAUUUAGCGCAGAUGGGACGUUUAUUCCAGCGGAUCGUCUGGGAGCAGUCCGCCUCAAGCAGCGGGGAAGCGGUGUGUUUACAUCCGCGGAAAACGCUCCUCUUAAAAAUCACUGGAUCGCUUCAGCGCAACGUUUUCACCGUGAUUAUGUCUCUUCAUUUGUCUGCUACUAGAAACGUAAUUAUUACAUGCAACUUAAGAUAGUUUGGGAUGUUUUUGGAGGCGAAAUUCGAAGAAAACUCCCAGCAAGAGGCACAACGAAGGCGAGAAUCUGGCCGCUUUAAAGGCUCCUGGAACAAAGGAAAAAAAUGAUGGGUGUCAAACAUGAGCUCAGUCUGAAGAACGGAGACUUUUAUAUCUGCUUUAGUAACUUUGGUCUUGUAAGAUGCUUGUUUUCGGAGUAUUUUGAGACUAAAUGUUGGCGGAGAAAACACAAAGUGGAGCCGCUGUUCGAGGCGGCAGCAGAGCAGCGGACCGAGUUGUCUCUUCACGGUUCUCAUGUGUGUUAUAAGUCCCGCCUCCCGCUCUGAGCUCGGUACGUUCAGAGGAACAACCCAGUCCGACAGACAUGGCAGAGGAAGCUCCAGCAGCCGCGCCGGCCAAGGCUCCGGCCAAAGCCCCGAAGAAGAAGUCCGCUCCCCGGCCCAAGAAGGACGGACCCAGCCUCCCGAAACUCAUCGUGGACGCCGUGGCCGAGUCCAAGGAGCGCAAGGGGAUGUCCCUGUCGGCCCUCAAGAAGGUGCUGGCCGGGAAAGGAGUGGACGUGAGCAAGGCCAACAAGCGCAUCAACACCGCGGUGACCAAGCUGGUCACCAAAGGAACCCUGAGCCAGACUAAGGGCACGGGGGCCUCCGGCUCCUUCAAGCUCGCCAAGGAGCCCAAAGCCGCUAAACCUGCCAAGAAGGUGGUGAAGAAGAAGGCUCCCGUCAAGGCCAAGAAGCCCGCCGCCAAGAAGACCACAGCAGCCAAGAAACCCGCCGCUAAGAAACCUGCAGCUGCCAAGAAGUCCCCGAAGAAGGCUCCGGCUAAGAAAGCUGUGAAAAAGCCCGCAAAGAGCCCCAAGAAGGCCGCGGCUGCCAAAAAGCCUAAGGCAGCUAAGAAACCCGCAGUCAAGAAAACUACAGCCAAAAAGCCCGCAGCGAAGAAGGCCAAGAAAUAAACAGCUGCUUCAACCCGCACUCAGUGCACCAAAAGGCUCUUUUCAGAGCCA
Poecilia latipinna (sailfin molly) is the source of this 1253-nucleotide messenger RNA. Its product is annotated as histone H1-like. Gene Ontology annotation, biological process: nucleosome assembly. The record is from RefSeq and is a predicted model, not a curated record. Lineage: Eukaryota; Metazoa; Chordata; Actinopteri; Cyprinodontiformes; Poeciliidae. Gene Ontology annotation, molecular function: structural constituent of chromatin; DNA binding. Bases 612 to 1202 code for a protein of 196 amino acids. The transcript has a single exon. Gene Ontology annotation, cellular component: nucleosome.